AUGUCGAAUGAGGUCACCACUACACUGGCAUUAUGGGUUUCAGGUUCUCUUGGCUUCUGUUUGGUUGGUGGGAAAGAUAACAGGAAGGAAAUAGAGAGUCCUGCAGAAGCGUUGAAUAAUCCAGAGUCAUGUGAUCAAAUCCUCUCUCCUGCAGAAACAUCCAACCCACUGAAGUCAUCUGAACUGAAGAUCCCCUCUUCUGCUGAAGCGUUUUGUGGACCUGCUGAAGCGUUGAAUAAUCCAGAGUCAUCUGAACAAAUCCACUCUCCUGUGGAAACAUCCAACACACCAGAGUCAUCUGAACUGAAGAUCCCCUCUUCUGCUCAAGUGAUCAGUUUACCUGAAGUGUUGGAUAAUCCAGAGCCAUCAGAACAAAUCCCCUCACCUGCAGAAACCUCCAACACCCCAUAUUCAUCUGAACCAAAGAUCUUUUCUUCUGCUGAAGUGUUCGGUGUACCUGAGUCUGUUGAAAAGAAAAUGUCUUCUCCUGAGAAAGUGUCUAAGAAACCUGAUUUAUCUGAAAAGAAAACUGCCUCUUCUGCUGGAGCAUCCAGUUCUGGAAAGAGGAUCCCAAGAUCAUUGAAGGGAAAAGCUAAAAUUGUGAAGAAAACUCUUGUUCAAAACAGUUUGAAAACUAGCAAAGGUACAGGUACUUCACAAGUUAAUGGGAGGAAAAGGAAAAGGAAUAGGGGUAACAACGAGAGUAGCAAAACAAGAGAAGAAGAUGGCAAGAAGCUGAGUUUAAGUGAACAGAACCAACAGAAUAUCUUGAAAGAAGAGGCUACAGAGAAGAGCCAUCAGGCUCAGAAGAAUCCAGAAAAAUUUGACGAAUCCGAAAAGAGCCAACAAAAACGGAGUACAAAAAAACGACGUGAGUCAGACAAGAGUGUCAAGAGUGAAAAAAACAGUGAAAAACGUGAUUAUAAGAGAGAAAAGCUUGGUGGUUUGAUCUUCAUGUGCAGCGGAAAGACAAAGCCAGACUGUUUCCAUUACCGUAUCAUGGGUGUUACACUGGGUAAAAAAGAUGUCGUUUUAGGUAUCAAACCUGGGUUGAAGCUUUUUCUCUAUGAUUUCGAUCUUAAGCUUUUAUAUGGGGUUUACAAAGCAUCCUCUCGUGGAGGCAUAAAACUUGAGCCAAAAGCUUUUGGUGGGGCCUUCCCUGCUCAGGUGCGGUUCAAUGUGGAGAAAGAUUGUCUUCCCCUACCUGAGAGUGUUUUCAAGAGGGCAAUAAAGGAAAACUAUGAUGGGAAAAACAAGUUCAAAACUGAACUUACAGUUCGACAAGUCAGAAGGCUCACAGCACUUUUCCGACCAGCUCAAGUGCAUUCAUCAGUUCUAGCCCCCCGUUCCCCGCUGGAAACAAAAGCUCGGGAUCGGGGAGUUCAUGAGGGGGUGAGAGAAUCACGGCCGCUUUCACACAGGGAUGCACGUACUAGAGAUCCUUAUGCCCAUGCUGAUGCAAGGAGGUACCCGGUGUUAGCUCAUGAAAGGGACCAGCAUGUUGCACACCGAGAGGUGGUACCUGCAAGGAGAGAGGAAACUUCUCAUGAUUUGUACCCAACUGAAAAGGAAUAUCGAGCUUAUGGUCUUCAGGGAGACAGGAGAAAUGUGACUUCUCUUCCAAUUACUUCAGCUGUGGAAUCUCGCCAUAGGGACUAUGAAGGAGAGCAUCUUCUAAGACAGACAAACUUCAUUUACAGAGAUCCUGUUCCUGCACAUCGAGAGAAUGUUAAUUCCGAUCAUCUCUACUUGAAUGAUCCUCUUACUCUUGGUGCUAGACAUGAGUUGCCACCUGCAACAUCUGCUACUGCUGUCGAUGCAUAUGCAAGGGAGCCAUAUUAUCGUUCCUAUCAUGGUUCUUCAUUGUCGGACCCAUACCUGGCACCCUAUAGGAGAGAUGAUGUUCUGUCAGGAUCUUAUUCCGUUGGUGGAAGGAGAGAGAACUACCUAAUUGAGGCUGAUCCCGUGCAAAGGAGAGAAACCAGCUACGGACCAAGAGACAGGUACCUGAUUGAGACUGAUCCUGUGUAUAGGAGAGAACCUGAUCGUCAUGUAGAGAGAUUAUCAUUGUACUCGAGACAUGAUGCUGCUGCUGCUGAUGCUUCAUUAGGUUAUAACCAGAGAGAAACCUACCAGGCGACCAACCCGGAUCCUGUGCAUGCACCAGUCUCAUCUCGUUAUGCUUUUGCAGGUCCGUCAUAUACCUACCGCUAACUGGAGUUUUUGCAUCCCCUCCGUCUAUGCAGGGCGUUUCUUUUCUUCAAUUUUUUUUGUUAACAACAAAACCUAGAAAAGUAAAACUUUGUGUCAAAUAUUUAAACUUUCGUAUCGAAAGUAUGGAGUCUUGAACUUUUCAAUUGUUUCUGUUAAAUGGUACUGUUAAAGGUGGUUGUCUUUGAUAGAAGACA
Messenger RNA from Malus domestica (apple), 2408 nucleotides. The record is from RefSeq and is a predicted model, not a curated record. NCBI's taxonomy places the organism in Eukaryota, Viridiplantae, Streptophyta, Magnoliopsida, Rosales, Rosaceae.